Arvicola amphibius (Eurasian water vole) is the source of this 231-nucleotide messenger RNA. RefSeq names its product defensin beta 116 (gene Defb116). Gene Ontology annotation, biological process: innate immune response. Gene Ontology annotation, cellular component: extracellular region. The coding region runs from base 1 to 231 and encodes 76 amino acids. The transcript is spliced from 2 exons. Lineage: Eukaryota; Metazoa; Chordata; Mammalia; Rodentia; Cricetidae. The record is from RefSeq and is a predicted model, not a curated record.
AUGUCCCUCACAAAGUCACACUUCACCACCACGGUCAUCCUGCUGCUCCUGGCUGACCAGACGACAGGUGGCUUGUUCGGAUUCCGCAUCAGCAAGAGGCCUUGGAUUCCAUGUGAACUUUACCACGGCGUAUGCAGAAAUUCCUGUGAGAGAUACGAGAUCCAAUACUUAACCUGCCCAAAGAACAGAAAAUGCUGCCUCAAAUUUCCUACAUCAAUUUCCAGUUUCUAA